This is a messenger RNA of Macadamia integrifolia, 2193 nucleotides long. RefSeq names its product E3 ubiquitin-protein ligase Os04g0590900-like. Gene Ontology annotation, biological process: protein ubiquitination. Lineage: Eukaryota; Viridiplantae; Streptophyta; Magnoliopsida; Proteales; Proteaceae. The coding region runs from base 617 to 1723 and encodes 368 amino acids. The record is from RefSeq and is a predicted model, not a curated record. The transcript has a single exon. Gene Ontology annotation, molecular function: transferase activity.
AGCUUUGAUUACUUUGAGGAAAACCCAACCAACAUCAUCUCCUUUGUCAACAAACCAUCUUCUCCAAGAAAGAAAGCAAAGGAAGAAAAAGGGAAGAAAAAGAAGACUCAUCAACACCUGGUCUUUGCUUUGCUUUGCUUUCCAUCUAAGACCUUAGAUUGCUGCUUUUCCACCCCUGUUUGCCUCUUCAAGAAAGGUCCUUGAUAAGAACUCACUUCAAACUUCCAUUCUCCUUGUGCUACCCAAUUUCAGAUUCUAUCCAAUAGCCCACGAAGGAUUUCAUCAUGAUUUAAGAGCCAAGCCAUCAGAUACAAGAACAGCUCUCAGGUACACAAUUCUCUUCUAUUUCUGCUUGCUAGUUACAUGAUAUAAUUUUUCUUUUCACUAAGCAAGAAGUUGAUGAACCAAUAUGAUUUUGUCAUCAUAAUUGCUUUUCAAGGUCCAAAGUUUCUUUUUGGUUUAAUUUGAUUUCUCAAAGUGGGUGAACUUACCUACAUGACGAUCUACAUCUUCAGAAAAUUUCCCUUGAUAAAUAAACUACUGCUUGCUUAGUGGAUAGAGAAAUAUGUAAUAACUGCAAGUGGAAUUAGUACCACAGAGCCAAUACAGGUUGGCCAUGGGAUCUGUUGGCAGUCCACAAACAUGGGUUCCAUAUGGUAACAUUAAAGACUGUUCUCAAGGUUUUUGUAGCUCAUAUUGCCCACAGUGGUGCUACAUCAUCUUUCCUCCUCCUCCUCCCUAUGAAUUCCCAGAUGAAGCCUCAAAUCCUAACUUCUCUCCUCUAGUUAUUGCAAUCAUUGGCAUUUUAGCCAGUGCUUUCCUUCUUGCAAGCUACUAUAUCCUCAUCUCUAAGUACUGUGGUAGGAAUAAUGUGGAAUCACUAAGAAGAACAGGAAACCAUGAUCCAAGUGAAGAGUUUGAUGAGAACCGUGAUUCGAUGAAUAAUGAAUCAUGGCAAGCCUCUACAGAGGGAUUAGAUGAGACCCUGAUCAAGUCCAUUACAGUGUGCAAGUAUAAUAAGGGAGAUGGGUUGGUUAAAGAAACAGAUUGCUCUGUCUGUCUCAAUGAAUUUCAAGAAGAGGAAAGGCUAAGAUUGUUACCCAAGUGUAGCCAUGCCUUUCACCUUACUUGCAUUGAUACAUGGCUAAGAGUCCACUCUAAUUGCCCCCUUUGUCGUGCAAAUAUCGUGAUAGCGAAUCCAUUGCCACUUCAGUUACUGUCUCCAGUCCAUGAAAGUCCUCCAGAAGACGUGCCUUUGACAGAAAGGCGCCGAGAAAACAACGAUGCAGUAGUUGCUGAAGAAGUUUCAGAAAGGGGCGAUGGAGAAGAGGAUAGCGAGGGGAGAGAUGCUGUUCCAAAGAGCCCUUUACGGGGUUCGAGUGAUUUGGGGCAAUUGGAGGGGAGGGACACUAUAAUUGAGAUUAGAGACGAAAGAUUUCAAUAUAAUAGACGAUCGGUUUCGAUGGAUUACUCAUGCCAAAGUCAGAUCUCCACUGCUGAUAUACUUGGGAUGAGUGAGGAUGAUGACUCUGAACUAGAGGAUAAUCAGUUUCAAACGGAUGUCGGAUCAUUAAAACUGCGAGGUGAACAUAGCAAGUCUAACAAUAAAAGCAGGCCCUUGCAUUGUGUUAUGAGUCCCAUUGCCAUGAAGAGAUCAUUUUCAAGUGGGAGGUUGUUUUUCACAAGGCAUGGAAGAGGGAGGAAUACAAUGAUUCCCAUGUGAAAUAUUUCUAUUGUAUGAAAGAGAACAGUAUAGUGAAACAGAAGAAUUGUUUUAAUUGCUAAAAUCAUAACAAAAAUAACAAAAGGAGAGGUCUUGGGAGUGGAAACAUCAGAAUGAUGGAAGUACUUGGUGUGAAUAUCUUAAUUAUAUGAACAGAGUUUGUGUUCUUACAUGGUUAAUUGGAGUGUUGGAAUUCUGUUUAAUAAGCAAUGAGUAGAGAGAUCCCUUUAGGCUUCUCAAAUAUGGGGGUCCCUUUGGUUGUAGUUUUGUUCUUCUCUUUGUGGCGUAGCUGACCCAAAUGGGGUUUGGGUGCAGUGGCUUCAUUCCAUGUUACGGUGAUAUUUUUCUUCUUUUCUUUCACUCCUUUCCUACUCCCCAAUUAUCUACCACUUAAUGUAAUAGUUUCUUGUUAAUUAGAUUUGGGGAUGCCAUUGCAUCUGAUCGAGUAAAUGAUGAUGGAACUGGUCUCA